This is a messenger RNA of Pristis pectinata (smalltooth sawfish), 3427 nucleotides long. RefSeq names its product mitochondrial uncoupling protein 2-like. Bases 218 to 1144 code for a protein of 308 amino acids. Gene Ontology annotation, biological process: mitochondrial transport; adaptive thermogenesis; mitochondrial transmembrane transport. The record is from RefSeq and is a predicted model, not a curated record. Lineage: Eukaryota; Metazoa; Chordata; Chondrichthyes; Rhinopristiformes; Pristidae. Gene Ontology annotation, cellular component: mitochondrial membrane. Gene Ontology annotation, molecular function: oxidative phosphorylation uncoupler activity. The transcript has 8 exons.
CUAUUUGAAGUGAGCUGGGGCAGAGAAUGCAACGUUUGUACAGUAGUUUUUUUGGUGCAUCGCUUGUUAGUUUCUCUGCAGUGGAGCUGGUCACACUUACAGCAUCUGAGGUCUCCUGACAAACUCUGCUCCAAAUUCACUUGAGGUUUGGUUGGAGAAUGGUGAAUUUGCAAAAUCAUUGACUUCCCACACACCUGUAGAAAUUCUGCACUUGAAUAUGGUUGGAUUAAAACCCCUGGAUGUCCCUCCGACAGCUGGUAUAAAAAUAGUUGGAGCCGGACUAGCAGCUUGCAUUGCCGAUCUUAUUACAUUCCCUCUCGAUACGACCAAAGUGAGAUUGCAGAUUCAAGGGGAAUCCAAAUCUGUGAACAGUGUGACUUCUUUGAAGUAUAGAGGGGUCUUUGGUACCAUAGCUACAAUUGUGAAGACUGAAGGGGUGAGAAGUCUCUACAAUGGCUUAGUGGCUGGUCUUCAACGUCAGAUGAGCUUCUCCUCUGUGCGCAUUGGGCUUUAUGAUUCUGUUAAACUGUUCUACUCCAAUGGAUCUGACACUGUCUCCAUUAGUUGUCGCCUGCUUGCUGGAUGUACAACUGGAGCCUUGGCAGUCACCUUGGCACAGCCAACAGAUGUGGUGAAAGUAAGGUUUCAAGCACAAGCAAACCUAACUGGUGUGGCUAAGCGCUACAACGGGACAUUAGAUGCCUACAGAACAAUUGCCAAGCAAGAAGGACUUAAAGGAUUAUGGAAAGGUGCUUUGCCAAAUAUUGCUCGCAAUUCUAUUGUGAACUGUGCAGAACUGGUGACUUAUGAUGUGUUUAAGGAUGCAUUGUUACGAUAUAAUCUUAUGACUGAUAACCUUCCUUGCCACUUUUUUGCUGCUUUUGUUGCUGGAUUCUGCACAACCAUUGUUGCUUCACCUGUUGAUGUUGUGAAGACACGAUACAUGAACUCUGCUCCUGGCCAAUACAGCAGUGCUAUUAAUUGUUCCUUUACCAUGCUGAGAAAAGAGGGCUUGACAGCCUUUUAUAAAGGGUUCAUGCCCUCCUUCCUGAGGCUGGGCUCAUGGAAUGUGGUGAUGUUUGUCACCUAUGAACAGUUGAAACGUGCAAUGAUGUUGGCCAAACAGUCCUGGGAAUCUCUUUGAUGUUCUGUGUUUAUGUUGACAGAUAAAAUAGUGAAUUCCUUUAAAUUGUGUAUGAAUUUUACAGGCAUGGAUCUUUUAAAGGAUUUAUAAUAUGAACAUAUCGCAGGUCGAUUGCAAGAUGCCAUUAUCUUGUUAAUUUGUAAAUAUUUUGCGCAGAGCUUUUUGUGACCUUUUUUUAUAAGGUGAAUAAGGAUUUCUAGAGUCUAUUUUGGAAUGGUGAAGCAAACCUAAUGAUUACAGUUCCCAGAGUUUUACAGCAUAGUAGCAGGGCCACCUUAACCCAUGUCUAGGCCCUGCUCAUUUAAGUACCUGUCCAGAUGCCCCUUAAAUGUUGUAACUGUUCCUGCCUCCACCACCUUCUCUGGCAGCUCAUUCCAGAUACCAACUACUUUGUGGAAGGGGAAAAAAAUUACCCUUCAGAUCCCCCUUAAAUAUCCUCCCUCUCACCUUAAACCUUUUGCCCUUUAGUUUUAGAUAUCCCUACCAUGGGAAACAGACACUGACAAUCUACUCUAUCAAUGCCUAUCAUAAUUUUAUAUACUGCUGUCGUGUCACCUCCGUCUCCACCUCUCCAGGGAAAAACCAACCUAGUCUAUCCAAUCUUCUGAUGAUAAAUAGUCCUCCAAUUCGGCAACAUCCAUGUGAAUCUUUUCUGCACCUUUAUUUCAAUCACACCCUUCCUAUAGUGUGGUGACCUGAACUGCACACAAUACUCCCAAGUGCAGCCUAACCAAUAUUUUGUACUCAAUGCCUUGACUGAUGAAGGCGAGCAUACCAUAUGCUUUCCUCACCACCCUGUCCAUGUGUGUACCCAUUUUCAGGGAACUUGUACUUGUACCCCAAGGUGUCUCUGUUCAAAAACAGGCCCUGCCAUUUGCUAUGCAAGUCCUGCCCUCGUUUAACUUCCAAAAAAGCAUCACUUCACGCUCUUCUGAGUUAAAUUCCAUCUGCCAUUCCCUUGCCCACUUUCCCAUUUGAUCUUUAUCCUCUUGCAACUUUCACUGUCCACUAUACCACCAAUUUUGAUGUCAUUUGCAAACUUGCUAAUCAUAUCACCUACCUUUCAAUCCAAAUCAUAUAAUAAAUACCUCCUAUCACCAAGUCUAUUUUGCAUCUAAUUUGCUAACUCAUCCUGGAUCCCAUAUGUUCUAACCUUCUGGACCACCCUACCAUGUGGGACCUCGUCAAAGGCCUUGCUAAAAUCCAGGUAGACAACAUCCAAUGCCUUGCCCUCAUCAAUCCUCUUGGUCAUUACUUCAAAAGAAAAUCUCAAAUUCAUGAAAUGUUAUUGCCCACAUCCCUGGUCAGUCCUUGCCUUUCCAAAUGCAAAUAAAUCCUGCCCCUCAACAUUCCUUCCAAUAACUUUCCUACCACUGUUGUGAGACUCACCGGCCUAUAGUUCCCUGGCUUAUCCCUGCAGUCCUUUUUUUUUCUUAAAGACAUUAGCCAUCCUCCAGUCUUUCAUAUUUCACCUGUGGCUAAUGAUGAUACAGAAAUCCCUACCAGGGCCUCAGCAAUCUCCUCUUCAUAACAUCCUAGGAUACAUCUGGUUAGGCCCAAGGGAUUUAUCCACCUUUUGUGUUUCAGCACCUCAUCCUCCUAAUGUUAAUAAAGCUCCAGGAUAUCACUUCCUUCUCCUGAACUCACCAACUUCCACAUCUUUCUCCAUGGUAAAUACAGAUGAGAAGUAUUCAUUUAAGAUCUCACCCAUUUCCUGUGGCACACUGAUCCUUAAGGAGAUCUAUUUGCUCCUUAGCUCCCCUUUUGCUUUUAAUAUAUUUGUAGAAUCUUUUGGUAUUCUCCUUUAUCUUGUCUGCUAGGGCUAUCAAACUAAAUCUAUCAAUUUAAAACCAUCAAAUUUUUUUUCUUGAAUUAAAUAGAAACUGAUUCUCUUUAAUGUUUAACAUGAAUUACUUCAUGCAGAAUUUUAGUAGCCAGUAUAUUAAUCAAGUUGCAUGAUUUUUAGUCUGGCUUAUUUCUCUACAUCAAAAAUGAUGUAGUUUUACUGGAGCAACACAAAACACUGGAGGAACUCAGCAGGUCAGGCAGCAUCGAUGAGGAUGGACAGUCAACGUCUCAGGUCAAGAUUCUUCAUCUGGAGUCCAGCAUCUACAGUCUCUUAUCUUCAUUUUUCUGGAGUUGGCUUGUUUGGUGUUAAUGUAAAUGUCAGUGAAAGUCUGAAUUGAUCUUUACCCCCACCUCAUUAAAAGUUGCUUAAGGUUUAAAAAAAAGGUAAAAAUGCACUUUGCAUAUUCUAAGAUGUUUAGUUUUACACUCCUUUAA